AGAUCACCGGAGCAGCCACAAGUCAGAACGGAGAGUGAGAAACGGACAGGAAGGUUCAAACUUGUGAAGAGAGAAGAGGAGAUUAGCUGGAGAGUGUUGUGACUGUGUUUGGGCAACAGGAGCGUUUGUUAGCCAGGAAGAGGGCAGCCGAGCCUGAGGAGAUGCUGUGAGGAAAAGUGCCAAGUGAUGGAGCUUGAAGCACCCAGCAGGCGAGCACAGCUAGUCAGAAUGGAUGAUCAGGACAGAGUAAGCCAAACAUCCAGCCGGGCAACCAUUUCCUACUUUCCCGUCAUGCAGGAAAGUGAUGGAAGGGUGCAAACAUUUGGGAAAAGAUGUCAGUCUGCCAAGAGAGAUCCCAACUGCUCUGUGGUCAUCAGAGGAUGGCUGAACAAAAAAGACAGCUCUGGUUUGAAGCUAUGGAAGAGAAGGUGGUUUGUCCUCUCCAACUUCUGUCUGUUUUACUAUAAAGACAGUAGAGAAGAGUCUGUGCUGGGCAGCAUCCCACUCCCGAGCUACAAAAUCCUGUUCUGCACACCGAGGGAAUGCAAGAACAGAAAGUUCACGUUCAAGGUGGUGCACCAGGGAAUGCGCUCCUACUUCUUCAGCGCUGACACUCAGGAGGACAUGUUGGGUUGGGUCCGAGCCCUCAGCCAGUCUGCUGCAAUGGAGUCGAACAGCUCCCUUAACAGGCGCUGCUCAAGCUACCAGGAUUUCACACAGAUAGGUGGCAGCACUGAAUCAGUGGAUUUCCCAAAAAACCCCUCUGAUGGAGAGGAUCCCUCCCAAAGACACAGGAACGUCAGCAGGACUCUGAGCGAACCGAGCCACCUCGCUGGUGGGAGGAUGGGGACGUCGUGCUCAGAGCUGAGGGGGAGGCGGAGUGUGCGUCAGAGAAACAGCAGAACACCCAGCCCUCGUGAAUUUAGCAGAAGAAGAGCUUGUGGUCCACACCAAGAGGAAGACUCUCUUCCUGGUCAAAUCACGCCACCCAUGCAGACAGAAAUGAUGAGCUCAAGAGGUCAGCUGGGGUCGCGACCUCAUACACCGGUGGGAAGGGUUGACAUUCGACCUAACGAUGACUCCGCCAUGGGGCCGCAUACUCUGUACUACGCACCUGCCUCACCUCAGCUGGAGUUCAAAUCCACUCCGACCACUCCAGUCACGGAAAGGUGGCAAAGCAUAAGCAGGCCUAUACCCACCUAUGGGUCUGUCCACCAUAUCCAGAGUGGGAGACGACCGUUAGGAAAGAGCUACUCUACAGGGGCAAAUGCAGACUUACUGCCCCCUUUGCCCCCCUCAUCAAGGGCCCCACAUGCUCCCCAGCACCCACACCACCAUCACCACCACCAUCAUCACCAUCACCGCAGCAAUAUGUCUGUUUGUGUGCUACCGCAAGCUAUGCCUCCAAAGCCUGAAACCCCUCCAAUCAGGCCUCUUGAAAGUGAUGCAGACGUUGUGUUGACGAGGUUGUGUGGGUGUGACAAGCUGCUCCAGUCUCUGUCUGUAGAACUGGCCCAGCUGCAAAUGGAUAAAGAUAGCGUCCAGUGUGCAUUGGAGGUAUCCAGACUGCAGCUGGAGGAGUGGAAAAGUCAGGGGCCGAGGGCACAGGAAGAGGCGCUGAUCCAGAAGGCUUUGCUCCAGGAAGAGCUGGUCACGAUCAGGGCCAAAAUGUGUGACGUAUCAUUGGAAAUGGAAAGGGUGUGGAGUCAAUAUGAAAGAAUGGAGAGUGAACUGUGGGUUAUACGUUCACACCUGCAGCACAUCUGUAACUUUGGAGUGCCACAGGACCAGUCUCAGGCCCAGAGAGAGCUGUGGAUGAUGGAGGACAUUCUGGCGGGACUAAAGAUCAACAGGGAUCACUUUCGCUUCCUGCUGGGUCUACAGAGGCACCACAUGUUCCAGCAGUCAUCUCCACAUCCAGGAUCCCCGGGCUCUCCCACAGAGAGGCUGCAGAGUGGACUGCCAAUGGAUAUGGAGGAAGAGCCACCACUCCGUCCACCGUUACCCGAGGAGCUGCAGGAAAGCUACCAGAACAGGGUUCAGGGCCAUGGCUGGACAGAGUCACCAUAUGAGGCGAUCUACAGCCAUACUGUCGACCCCACACAGAGAGGAGGAAACAGCCAGCCUGACCUCCUAAAUGUGAAAGCACAGAAAGACUCAUGUGAAUCUGGUUCAAUGUGGAUCCCACCAGAUGCAACAAACCAAUCAACCAAGAAGAUGAAGAUGAGUGAAGAAGAGCAGAUUGAACGGAUAAAGAGGAAUCAGGAGAGGUUGACGAAUAGGAAGAAACCCCCCAUACAUGGUUCUGGUGAAAGUUCAGAGACAAGAGAGGAGGCUCCCUUUCCUCUAAGGGUGACACGAGUUGUUACAGCUGUACUGCCUUCGUCCCUUGUGGCCAGGCGGGUUUCUGUUGAGGAUCCCCCGCCUGAGCUCGACAACCCACUGCCCGAGCAGAUCCCCCCUGAGAUGCAGGAGAAAAUGUUGACUAAGCCAUCCAGGCGUCUGCUGCCGGAGGGUCCGGAUCAGAAGCGUUGCUCGGCAGGGAUGCACCAUGAUCAGGCUGUUAAAAAGGCAAACAGGCAGCAGCAUCAGGGAGGGUUGAGGUCCCCCAAGAGGGAGUCACGGUCAGACAAGACCUCCAGGAAUCAAGUUCAAGACCAAGCAGGUUCCGGAAAUGGAAGUGAGAGCUUAGACACAAGGACGGAUGAACGGCGCUCUGCCCUCCUGACCCCUGACCUGAGCCCCGACCUCUGUCUGACCCCUGAGCAGCGAGAGGCCAAACUUCGUCGUGUGGAACGGAUAAGGGAGAGAGUCAUAAAAAGCGCAGUCAGACAGAGUGCAACUUCACACAAUCAACUACCAAUCAGGGGGGAGGUGCAGGAAGUUCCCCCUGACAAAGCUAGAAAACAAAGGAUGAAAUCAGGCCAGAGAUCCUAUGAUGGCUAUGGAAGCUGUGAUCAUAUCCGAGGUUCUGCAGAACUUCAGCUUUCUGGUGGAACAUCUCACCAUGAAGAGGAAAGAGAAGGACAUGUGAAAAAUUCUAAAAGUCAAGUCAAACAUGGAAACAACACACAAGACAAAGAUCAUAGUGGAAGAAACGGGGUUGCCAAAACUAAAACCAGACGCCCAGCUUCACCCUAUCACAUCUCAUCCAUGACUUUCUACCAGAAAGAUGGAGGCAAGGGGUUCACGAGUUGCAAGGAUGGAGAGGAGCAAAAGUUUGAAGAACCUGGCGCAGAUGAUCGUGAAAGUGAUUUUUCAUCCUCUGAUCUCAGAGCCAAGUGGUUCCUCUCCACCAACAAAUGGAAAGGGUUACCUUUGCCGAUGGACUCGUGCAAUGAGGGGGUAUCAGACGUUGAGAACCAGCCGGCAUGCACUGAAAACCUGACUGAUUCCAAUGCGAUGUCAUUGUCAGUCAGUGAAAGCUUGGAAAAAAUGAAAGAAAACCACUCACUCUUCUAUAAGAUUGCAUGUGAUAUCUGUAUUUCAGACACAGACAUUACAAAGGCUGAUGGCAAUGGCCAAACACCAUCGAGGCCAGGAGAAGAAGAAGAACUGCUGAUCACUGAAUCUUUGUUGGACGAGGUGCUCCAUAGCGUUGGGAGAUCUUUCAAACAAGAGAGCCUUCAGGAAUCAAGACUACAUUUGCAAUCAGAUGUAAAUGAAAAUAGUCGCUCAAUUAAGGAUGAACUCCAAGAUUCCACCCAGGACAAAGCAGUGUCAAAUACCUCAGCCAGUUUAGAAAAAAAUGAAGACACCUCAAGGCAAGACAGCCAGUUGGAAGUUGAAGAAACUGUCCAUGGAGAUCCUGUUCAAGAAACCAGUUCUGAUCCGGCCCUGGAUGAAUCUGUAAAGAUGAGAGAAGAACAGAGUGGGACGAAAGAGUCAGAAGACAGGAAGGUGGACCAAGAAAGAGCUAAAGAGCGGAAGAAAUGUCAAAGUUUAAGUGAGGUCAAAGAAACAGUCCCAGAUGGAGGCAACUCCAUCACUCCAUCAGGCUCUGUGUAUGAGGGCCAAAGGGUGAUGCGGAGCGCCUCUUUUGGGAAGGCAAGAGUUACUGUGUUAAGGACAAGUUUGUAGAUGCAAGAACGGCAAAGGCUUAAGGGGCUUAAAUGAACGAACUUGGAAAGGACAAGGACGCAGUUGAGUGAUGAAUGGUAAAUAAAAAAGAAUGAGGAGAAGGACUUGAAGUGGUUGAAAGAAUUUGGACCUAACAUUUCAGUAGAAACGGUAAAAUGGGAACAUUUAGAAAUAGUUGUUGGUAAAUUAGAACAUAGCCCUUAAACAUAAUAUAUGGUUUGAAAUGGAUGAACAUAUAAAAGAAAGUCUUACGAAUAUUUAAUGAAAACAAUGUUUGCAAAUACAGUGUUGUUGUUUCAGUUAAUGGAGCACAUCAAAUGUAUAGUGGAAUACAUGGCAAGUAUUGGUUAACUCUUUCAUUCCUCUCGAAACAUGCUUUUAACAUAACACUGGAGUACGCAUGAUUGCUGCUGGUGGAUGGCAACAUAACCGUGUUAUUGUCACCAUAACAAAAUGUGAUUUGUA
Messenger RNA from Eleginops maclovinus (Patagonian blennie), 4545 nucleotides. RefSeq lists its product as uncharacterized. The coding region runs from base 187 to 4080 and encodes 1297 amino acids. The record is from RefSeq and is a predicted model, not a curated record. The transcript is spliced from 24 exons. Lineage: Eukaryota; Metazoa; Chordata; Actinopteri; Perciformes; Eleginopidae.